GCUAAUGGCUAGCGUGGGAGAUCCUAGGCCCUAUAUUCCAUUGUUGGACAAGAAAAUAUCCCUGUUUGCUUCGCCUGCACUGACUUGUUCAUUUUCCGUUGUACCUUUUGCAGUAGCUUUUUAUUGUUUAUAUUCCACUUGUCUCCCUAUUUCUCUCUCUGCAAUUCAAAAUUGCCUAGUUUUUGCUGUAUAAAACCCACUUUUCUGCAAUUCCAAGGAACACCCUACCACUGUUCUUGAAUUACGAAACUUUCAGUUUGUAAUUUUGUAUUUACUUCAAACCAUGGGAUGUUCUACAACUUCUACAACUAACUGUGAUGAUGGAGGGAAACGGGAAGCUGAGGACGAUGAAGCAUCGUCAUUGUGUGAUCUGCCAGUCCAAUUGAUUAAAGAAGAUAACCAAAUUCACACAAGGAAUGAAGAUGACGAAGAAUCCCAAGCAACUAAAACCGAUGAAGAUUUCAACUUUGGUUUUUUGUGUGGCUCUCUUUCAACUUAACCGGAAAUGUGUGCUGCUGAUGAAGUGUUCUUUCAAGGCCAGAUUCUGCCCCUCCGUCUCUCAGUUAGCUCAGCCAGUGGGCUCACAGGGUGCCGCGAAGAUAGCUUGUCAAGGUCCGAAUCCAUGGACCAUGGUUCAUUGAGUAGGUUUACUAGUGUUAGUAGCAGUAGCAGGAGCAGCAGCUUCAAUUCCAUCUCAAAUGACAGUUCAAGUUAUUACAAGUCAAAGCCAGUGAAAACCAGAAACAACUUCAACAUACAUCCAAGUCCAAAACCUCAUAUAAGAUCGUCCAGAGCUCAUCGGCCAGUAAAUGUCGGCAGGCGAAACCCGAAAUCAUCGAUGUGGGAUUUUUUCAGGUUAGGCUUGGUUCGAGCACCAGAGCUCGAAUUAACAGACUUGAAAACUCGUAGCAGCAACAACAACAACGGCAAUAAAAUUUCCGUCAGCCGAAACAACAGUUGUAAUAGUUAUAGCAGUAACGACAGUUCAAGCACCAAGAAAAGCACAACCAAGAUUGUUAACAAAAGUGGUGAAGUAGUAAAAAAUCCGCAAAAUUUUAACAAAGGGUUCCUGGGGAAGAGAAUAGGAUCGUUGAGUGGUUGUAAAUGUUCGGUUAAUGCAGUCGAAACAGUUCCAUUGAACGACAUAACGGUGAUCAAACGCAGCAACAAAAUUGACGCCAUGGAAGACGAGAAGAAGCUUCUGCAAGAAUUGAAGAUGAAGAAGAAAAGGAAAGAAAAGCAAGUUUUCUUACGUAAUCGAACGUUUGAAUGGUUAACAGAACUUUCACAUGGAAGCUAUGUCCAUGAAUCCUUAAAAGAACACCCAUGAAUAAUUCCUCGCAUGCUUACUUUUUCAUUUCUUUUAUCAGUAUCACUUUUUUCCGUUUAUUUUAUGGAUUAUAUAUAUUGAAAUA
Hibiscus syriacus is the source of this 1415-nucleotide messenger RNA. RefSeq lists its product as uncharacterized. The coding region runs from base 506 to 1330 and encodes 274 amino acids. NCBI's taxonomy places the organism in Eukaryota, Viridiplantae, Streptophyta, Magnoliopsida, Malvales, Malvaceae. The transcript has a single exon. The record is from RefSeq and is a predicted model, not a curated record.